GUAAGUCUUUUCCUGCUUAUACGUCUUGUAGAGUGUCAUAUUGUGCUGUUGAAGUGUUGGGGUUAUUCAUGCAUUGGAUAGUUUUAUUUUUUAAUUAUUAUUCCUAAAAUUGAAGUAUCAUUGAUUUGUUAAAAUGGAAAUCAGAAAAACUAUUGAAUUACUUCGGGCUACUAUUGACCCAAAUCAGCGUCAACAAGCUGAGGCACAAUUAGAUCAGAUUCACAAAAUUAUAGGCUUCGCCCCUACAUUACUGCAAAUUGUUAUGAUGGGAGAUUGUGAUAUGCCCAUUAGACAAGCUGGAGCAAUCUAUCUCAAGAAUUUAAUAAAUAAUAGCUGGCAAGAUAAAGAGGCUGAAGCUGGACAGCCUUUACCUUUUUGUAUUCAUGAACAAGAUCGAGCUUUAAUCAGAGACAGUAUAGUAGAUGCUGUUGUACUUGCUCCUGAUCUUGUUCGAACCCAGUUAUGUACUUGUGUUAACACUAUGGUCAAACAUGAUUUCCCUGGUAGAUGGACCCAAAUUGUUGAUAAAGUGAGUGUUUAUUUAUCAAACCCAGAACCAAAUGGAUGGCUAGGUGCUGUUUCAUGUAUGUAUCAGUUGGUGAAAAUUUUUGAAUACAAGAAGAUGGAGGAAAGAAGGCCACUUCAUGAGGCAAUGAAUUUGUUGUUACCUCAACUAUAUCAGCUUAUUGUUCGCUUGCUUCCUGAUAAUUCUGAACAAUCUGUUUUAUUGCAAAAAGAAUGUCUCAAGGUAUACUACUCCAUAGUUCAGUUUAUACUGCCUCUGGACAUUAUUACAAAAGAAACUUUUACCCAGUGGAUGGAAAUAUGUAGACAAGUGAUUGAAAGACCAGUGCCACCUCAGGCUUUUGAACCUGAAGAAGAUGAUAGGCCAGAUCUACCUUGGUGGAAAUGCAAAAAAUGGGCUCUCCAUAUAAUUUAUCGAAUGUUUGAAAGAUUUGGAUCUCCAGGUCAUGUCAGCAAGGAAUAUAACACAUUUGCCGAUUGGUAUCUAUCUACCUUCAGUAAUGGUAUUCUGGAGGUCCUUCUCAAACAGCUGGAUACCUACCGCGGUGGUAGUUGGUUACCACCUAGGUGUUUACAGCAGAUACUCAACUACUUGAACCAAGCAGUUACCCUUGCUCUCACAUGGAAAAUUUUAAAACCACAUAUGGCUGCUGUUAUUCAAGAUGUUUUAUUCCCACUUCUCUGCUAUACUGCAGAAGACCAUGAACGUUGGACACUUGAUCCUCAUGAGUAUAUUAGAAUUAAAUUCGACGUUUUUGAAGACUUUGUAUCUCCUGUAAAUGCAGCUCAAACCCUGCUGCACUCUUGUUGUAAAAAACGCAAGGAAGUGCUACCAAAAACUAUGAUUUUCCUCACCCAAGUCCUAACCAAUAAUCAGACUGAAGCGCCACAGAAAGAUGGAGCUUUGCACAUGAUAGGUUCUUUGGCAGAUAUUCUAUUGAAGAAAAAAAUGUACAAAGAUCAACUGGAUCAGUUCUUUGUAAAAUUUGUGUUUCCGGAAUUCAAUUCUGACAGAGGGCAUUUGAGAGCACGUGCUUGUUGGACUCUUCACAACUUUGCGGAGCAUGAGUUUAAGCAAGAUGACAUACUAGUUGAAGGAGUUAAUUUAGUCAUAAAAUCUUUGCUGUAUGACAAGGACCUCCCAGUUAAAGUGGAAGCAGCUGUUGCUCUGCAAUCUCUCUUAAGCUACCAAGAAAAGGCAUAUAAACAUGCUGAACCUAGGAUCAAAGAAAUUUCUCUUGAAUUACUUUCGAUAAUACAUGAAACAGAAAAUGAAGAUGUAACUGGUGUGAUGCAAAAGAUGGUCUGCAUUUACACACAACAUCUGAUUCCCAUUGCAUCAGAAAUAUGUAGUCAAUUAGCACGAACAUUUACACAGGUUGUUGAAAAUGAUGAUGUUCAAGACGAGAGAGCAAUAGCAGCAAUGGGAAUAUUAAAUACAAUAGAAACUCUGUUAACAGUUUUAGAAGAGAGUCCAGAAGUAGUGAAAGCUUUGGAACCAACAGUUUUGCAGAUUGUAGUGAAUGUCUUACAAAAUGAGAUGCAUGAAUAUUAUGAAGAAAUCCUGGCACUUGUCUAUGAUUUAACAAGCAAACAGAUAUCGACAGAUAUGUGGAAAGUUUUCGAAUUAAUUUAUCAGGUUUUCAUUAAAGAUGGAAUGGACAGUUUUAUCGAUAUGAUGCCCGUUUUACACAAUUACAUCACAGUAGACAAAGAAGCAUUCUUGUCUGAUAGUCAACGUUUAUUAGCGGUUUACAAUAUAUGUAAGGAAGUUCUUAAUGGAAAUCUUGGGGAGGACCCUGAGUCUCAUGCUGCUAAAAUAUUAGAAAUUUUACUUCUACAAUAUUUAAGACAAAUUGAUCAAGCGGUGCCGAUGUUGGUUGAACUUGCUGCAAGCAGAUUAUUGAGACCGGUUAAAACAAGUGAACUAAGAACUAUGUGCUUACAAGUAUUGAUCGCUGCACUCUAUUAUAAUCCUCAACUACUCUUCACAGUACUUGAAGGCAUUCCAGAUUUCACAAAACAUUUUAUUAAACAAUGGUUGAGUGAUGCCGAUUGCUUCUUAGGCAUUCACGACAGAAAAAUGUGUGUCAUUGGUAUUUGCACUAUGAUUAGUCUUCCCAAUAAACCACCAACUCUUAUAGAAGAGGCUCAAAAAAUUGUGCCAUCUUUGAUUAUGAUUUUUGAGGGACUCAAGAGAGCAUACACUGCUAAAGCUCUGGAAAAUGGAGAUGAAGAUGACAGUGAGAGCUCUGAUGAUGACUUCGAAGAAGUCCUUAGUUCUGACGAAGAUGAUAUUGAUGAUGAAGGUCAAGAUUACCUGGAAUCUUUGUCAAAGAAAGCUGUGAAUGCUGGAGCUAAUGCAGGCUUGCCUGUAAAUGCAACAAUAAAUGAUAUAGAUGACGACUCAGAUGCUGAUGACUCUGACUAUAAAAUAUCAGACGAAACUGUAUUAGAAUCAUACACUACUCCGUUAGAUGAAGAAAACUGCGAAUUAGAUGAAUUCAUCUUAUUCAAGGAUGUUAUGUCCAGAUUAGAAACAUCUGAACAGGAAUGGUAUAAUAAACUAUUGUCUUGUUUGAAUGAUCAACAAAAGAAAGCUCUUAUGGACAUUUGUGUCUUGGCAGAUCAAAGACGUGCCCUGAGAGAAAGUAGGAAGAUUGAACAGCAAGGAGGUUAUGUUUUCACCCAGCAAGCAGUUCCGUCAACUUUUAAAUUUGGAGAUUCUAGUUUGGGAUAAGAAAAAAAAUAUUUAUUCUGACUGAUGUAAAAUUAAUUGUAACAAAUGAACUAUGCAGUUUUAA
Molecule: messenger RNA, 3329 nt
Organism: Harmonia axyridis
Lineage: Eukaryota; Metazoa; Arthropoda; Insecta; Coleoptera; Coccinellidae
Product: importin-7
Exons: 13
Coding region: 134-3265 (1043 amino acids)
Biological process (GO): protein import into nucleus
Cellular component (GO): cytosol; nuclear envelope
Molecular function (GO): small GTPase binding
Source: RefSeq, a predicted model, not a curated record